GUAUUAGGCAUUAGCACUGAGAAUGACACAUGAGAUGUUGGAAGCUAUUAGGUCUAAAGUGGGGAAGGAAACUCAAAAGCACCAGUACGGGAAUGCUCUCUUCUGGGCUGACAAAGCCAUCUCUCUAGGGGGAGGAGACCCUAAAGACAUCUUCACGUUUGUGAACUUAUUAUACCUGCGAGGGGAGUACCACAGAGCUGAGUACUUUAUUCAAACCAACAGACUUCAUGUCACUUUCUACGGAGCUUACCUCAUAGCCAAGUGCCAGGCUGCUAGAGGGGACUGGAACGAAGCUAAGGACACGUUGGAGGUUCUACCUGAGCCCUCUCCUCUUGCUCCCCCUCCCUUAUAUACUGUAGGAGUAAUGACGGAGCAGGAGUUGAUGGCGAGUGUGUAUCUACUAAAGGGGACUGUGUUUCAAGCUUUAGAUAACCACCAGUUUGCUGCUCAGUGCUUCAAACUCGCUCUCAAGGAGGACCCGUAUUGUGUGGAAGCAUACGAAAACCUGGUCUAUAAUCAUUACUACACCGGGAAAUGUGAGGAGGAGAUAAUAUCAGAUACUAUAGACAACUCAGAUGAUCUGACUACAGAAGAAGCUGACUUGAUCCGGUUUUUGUACUCAGGAAUGUCUAAAAAGUACCACAACCAACAAAAACAGGUAGUGCCCAAUACACUGACCUGUUUUAGUAACAACGUCACUGUGCUCACCUCCCAAUCUGAGAGACUCUACUACAAUUGUCGCUUCAACUCAUCCUACGAGACUUGUCUCAGGGCACUGAAGAUAGACCCCUACCAUUUCCCCACAUUACUAGUACACAUUGGCUGUUUAUAUGAGCUGGGAAAGAAGAACGAUCUCUUUAUCCUCGGCCAUAAGUUAGUAGAUUUGUACCCGAAAGCCUAUAUAUCGUGGUACGCAGUUGGUAUUUACUACUCAUUAAUAAAGAAGUGGGAGUCAGCUAGGCAGUGUUUAUCUAAAUCUACCAGCUUGAACAAGUUGUUCGCAGCUGGAUGGCUUGCUUACGGGCACGCUUUUGCAGCGGAGGGUGAAAAUGACCAGGCUCUUGCUACAUACUUCACUGCUAGUCGCCUACUAAAGGGGUGUCAUCUUCCUCUACUUUACAUUGGGUUGCAGUACGGUAGCACCAACAACCCUCUACUAGCGGAGAAGUUCUUCAAAGAAGCGAAGGAGUUAGCUCCGCAAGAUCCUUUUGUACUUUCUGAGAUGGGAGCUCUGUAUACUCAGAUCGGAAAAUACGAAUACGCUCUCUCAUACUUACAGCAGGCGUUAUCUAAAGUGAAGGACGGAGAGCACGAGUGGGCGGCUGCCACCUGGUCCCCUCUGUAUAUAAACCUGGGUCAGGUGUACAGGAUACACAAACAGUACGUUCAGGCUAUCAAGUGCUUCAAGCAUGCACAGUUCCUCGCUUGUGACAGUUCUACUGUAUACACUGGUCUAGCAUUUGUGUACGCACUACAAGGAAAUGCGCUGUUAGCUGUGGAGUAUUGUCACAAGGCACUAGAUAAGGAGCGACAAGAUCCCUUUACUAUUCAGUUGUUAGAGAUGAGUCUCACUGCCCUCGCAGGAAAUGAAGACAGAUCAGAUGAUGAGGAGAUAGAAGCGGAGGAGAUAAAAGAGCACAAACUGUUAGCAGCCAUGACGCCAACUGUGUUUUGAACCUCUUUCACUCUCACGCAGUCAUAUCUCACCUUAUAUGGUGGUGUUACUACGGUUACUAUGGUUAUAAUAUGGUGGUGUUAGUGUGUUACUAUGAUAACUGUGGUGUUACUUAGAUGGUAACAAUACCUCGUACGGUAGUGUUUCGAGCAACCUCACUCAGUCAUAUCACAUCCAACUGAGAGAAAAUCACAAGUUUAAAUAAUGAGGGGGCGUUUGAACAGUUACUAUUUGGACCGAGAGUUUUCCAUGUUACUUUCUAUGACAGCUGGCUGUUUUUUUGUAGGUCUUUAUAUGUUUUUAAAUAAAAAGUUUCCGCAAGUGACACUGAAUUUCUAUGGUUUUCAAUAUUGUUUUUAUCAGAAUAUUGCCAAUUUUAUUAAGAUUAUGUUCAUAUGAUAACAGUUUGUUUGUAUUUAUUUGAAUUGGUAAUAUUAUAUUUAAAUUAUAAAUAUGAUAUGGUAUUUGAAGAUUUUAUGCACUCUAAACUCUUAUUAUUGUUAUUGGAGGAUAUGAUUUUAGCUCUAUCAAAUUUUGAAAUUUAUCCACAGUUCUAAAAGAAAUAUUUAAAUUAGUCUUCAGAAAACUUGCAAGGAUUUUCUGAUCAAUUCCUUUAUUCUAGUAACAGCUGGUAUGAUCAGAACUAACUUGCAACCCCUCUAUAGGUGUUGGAUGUUACCUCAUCUUAUAAGAUAGUUGUCCCACUCAAUGUUACGGCGCAAAAGUUCUGAGGAGUUGAGCAAUCUUUCGCGUAACUCCUCUGCUGGCAGCUCAUCUGACAUGCUGCGCUCUACAUCCCUCGUGAACCUCAUCACGGGAAAGGAAGGACCACUGGAGGAUGACGACGCGUUUACCCGCCUCAAAUCUCAAAAGGACACUGUGUUACUGCUGGUAGAUGGGGUGAGGUUUCUGUUGAAGCGCAAGACUCUUCUCUCACAUCCGGAGACUAUGUUGGGAGGAAUGUUCGGGGAGAACAUGGAGCGGUUUACCAAGGAGAACGGAGAUGGAGAAUUCAAGAUAGACAGUGUUUCUCCGGAGAUAUUCAGAGCUAUAUUAGGGUAUUACGUGAACGGAGAGAUUAAAGUUCCUUAUGAUCUGAAUAUGUACGAGAUCAAGGAAGCGUGUGAUUUCUUCCUCAUCCCCUUCAACACCACUACUGUCGUAUCAGAGAACCUCAGUGCUUUCAUGAACGAGCUCUCUAACGAUGGUUCUCGGAGAAAGUUCGAGAGUUUCCUCCAGACUGAUAUAGUGCCCGGCAUGGCAGAGGCAGCAAUGAAGGGGGAGAGGGAGUGUCACAUAGUGUGUUUAAAAGAUGAUGAUAUCGUAGACUGGGACCCCGAGUACCCCCCUGCUGUGGGGGAAGACAGACUCUCUGUAGUGAAGAAUAACGAGAUUAGUCGCUUUCUCAAGUAUAUAGAGAACAGGGAGGUUGCUAAGACAGUGCUCCAGGAGAAGGGGCUGAAGAAGAUCAGACUGGGAAUAGAAGGGUUCCCCACCCAUAAAGACAAAGUUAAAGUUACCCAGGUAAAACCCAGGGGUGGUAUCCAGGUAACCUAUUUCUACGUUCAGCGCCCCUUCAUAGUGAUGAGCUGGGAGAAAGAGGAACACAGAUCACGACACGUGGACUUUGCUAACGUCUCCACAUCGUGUCAGUCACACAGAUCUGUAAACUCAGACGAGACAGUCAACCUUCCUCCGCAGAACCUCAAUGCAGUAGAUGAGAUAGAGUUAGUAGAACAGAGAGAUCAGGAGAUAUGAUAUAGAGUUAGUAGAACAGAGAGAUCAGGAGAUAUGAGAUAGAGUUAGUAGAACAGGAGAUAUGAAGUGUAUUAUCACGAGAUAAAUGUGAGGAGAGAAGCAAAUUAAAGAGCAGUUAUAUGAAAGAAAUGGAAAAUACCAGUACGUGCAGUACUCGCCAGUAUAGUACUUGAAUAUAUUGGGAUGUUAUAGUUGUCUUGUUUCUUACAUUUUCUGGAGGUUCUUAUUUUCUACAAUUUUAACGCUGUAGAGCCCUGUUUUUCUAGUAGGUUGUUUGUUUUAACUAUAGUUGUAUUUGGAAUAGAAAGGAAGCUUUUAAUUAAUACCAACUGGAUAAGUCGGCUUAGUAUUCAUUAAAUUUGAUCCCUCUAUCCCAAAUACAAACAUAGUGGAUGUUAUAUUCAAAGAUAAUCGAUAGAGCAACGAUUAUUGAGAAAGUUGCGUUUUAAUUUAAAGGAUUAAAGAGUUUGAAAUAUUUUUAUGCGAGUUAGAAAUUUAAGAUUUUAUUCAUGAAUGGGUAAUAAUUCUAUUUGUAUACUGUAUUUAAUGCAUCGUCCAUGGUCUCACAAAAUGUUUUAAAGAUCAUACCUAUGAUCAGUUAUGUGAAGAAAAUACCAACAUUUAAAUUAUAAAACUUUCAGUAAUUUUCAAUCCAUCAAUUUUCACAGAUUUUUGCAAUUUCGAGUCAAAUACUUGCAUGUUGUUGUAAAAUUGUUAUGCUGACCCAUAUUUCAAUCAUAUGAUGUCGAUGACAUUUGUUCCUAAA
Molecule: messenger RNA, 4199 nt
Organism: Bolinopsis microptera
Lineage: Eukaryota; Metazoa; Ctenophora; Tentaculata; Lobata; Bolinopsidae
Product: cell division cycle protein 16 homolog
Exons: 14
Coding region: 23-1675 (550 amino acids)
Biological process (GO): positive regulation of mitotic metaphase/anaphase transition; anaphase-promoting complex-dependent catabolic process; cell division
Cellular component (GO): cytoplasm; anaphase-promoting complex
Molecular function (GO): protein binding
Source: RefSeq, a predicted model, not a curated record